Rhagoletis zephyria (snowberry fruit fly) is the source of this 1500-nucleotide messenger RNA. Lineage: Eukaryota; Metazoa; Arthropoda; Insecta; Diptera; Tephritidae. The record is from RefSeq and is a predicted model, not a curated record.
AUGCUGUCCAGCAGCAGCAGCAGCAGUGCCGACCAGUACCAGCGCUUUCUCAUUGACCAGGCCUACAUCGGCGGACAGUGGCGACCGGCCGUGUCCGGGUCCCGUUUUGACGUGCUCAACCCUGCCACCAGUGAGGUGAUUGGCCAGGCGGCGGAGUGCUCCAUUGAGGAUGCACAGGCGGCGGUGGCCGCCGCAAAGGACGCCUUUCCCAGUUGGAGCACAACCACGGCGAAGGAGCGCGCCCAGCUGCUGCAACGACUGUACAAACUGCAGCUGGACAAUGCCGAGUCUUUGGCACGGCUGAUCACCGCGGAGAUGGGCAAACCGCUGAGAGAGGCACGCGGAGAGAUUGGUUACGGCGCCAGCUUUCUGGAGUGGUUUGCCGAGGAGGCCCGACGAAUCAAUGGCUCCAUUUUGCAGAGUCCGUGGAAGGACAAACAGCUGAGUUACCGCAAGGAGGCCUGUGGGGUGGCGGGAAUCAUAACUCCGUGGAACUUUCCCAACGCAAUGAUCACCCGAAAGUUGGGCGCCGCCCUGGCUGCCGGCUGCACCGUGGUCAUUAACCCAGCCGAGGACACGCCAUACUCGGCUCUGGCUCUGGCCGCCCUCGCCGAAGAGGCCCAUUUUCCGCCUGGCGUCAUCAACGUGGUGCCCACCUCCCGACAGAAGACGCCGGAAAUUGGCAACUUUAUCUGCGACACGCCGGAUAUAUCGGUGAUCACCUUCACCGGGUCGACCGAGGUGGGCAAGUUGCUGUUAAAGCGUGGCGCCAACACCGUAAAGCGAAUCGUCAUGGAGCUCGGAGGUGAUGCGCCUUUCAUCGUCUUUGACUCGGCCGACGUUCAGAGGGCAGUCGAGGGCAGCAUUGUCGCAAAGUUUAGAAAUGCUGGUCAGACUUGCGUCUGUGCAAAUCGAAUAUUCGUGCAAGAGGGCAUUCAUGAUCAGUUUGUGGCCGCACUUGCCGCUAAAAUGUCUUCCGAACUAGUUAUUGGCAAUGGAAUGGAUGAAAAGACUACCGUUGGACCGCUCAUUAACGAUCGUGCCGUGGAGAAGGUGAAGUCACACGUUGAAGAUGCUCUCUCUAAGGGGGCAAAGUUAGUUCAAGGAGGAAAAAAGCUGACUGCCAAAAACAAUUGCUACUUCUACGAGCCAACACUGAUUACUGGAGCCACUAAGGAGAUGAUCAUCGCAAAGGAGGAGACAUUUGGUCCUGUUGCAGCUAUUUUCAAAUUUAAAACUGAAGAAGAAGUACUGCGUCAUGCAAACAAUUGUCGUCGAGGGUUGGCUGGUUACUUUUACUCUCGCGAUUACGCUCAAAUUGAACGAGUGGCUCGUAAGCUGGAAGUGGGCAUGAUUGGCAUUAACGACGGUCUUCUGUCAACUUGUGAAGCUCCAUUUGGCGGUGUCAAGGAAUCCGGUCUUGGCCGUGAAGGCUCACACUUUGGAGUUGACGAGUUUUUGCACGUCAAAUACGUUUGUCUUGGUGGUCUUCAAUUUUAA